Molecule: messenger RNA, 1755 nt
Organism: Fonsecaea nubica
Lineage: Eukaryota; Fungi; Ascomycota; Eurotiomycetes; Chaetothyriales; Herpotrichiellaceae
Exons: 4
Coding region: 1-1755 (584 amino acids)
Source: RefSeq, a predicted model, not a curated record
AUGGAACCCAAACUCGUUGUUGUAGCACUCCUCUAUGCCUUUUCCCGGCUCUGCUACUCCCAAGGCUUGCCCACUGUCGACCUAGGUUACGAGAUACAUCAAGCUAUCAGCUUGGAUGCGACCGGCCAAUUCUACAACUUCAGCAACAUCCGCUUCGCCCAACCUCCAGUUGGCGAUCUUCGCUGGGCCGCUCCAGAACCCCCUACCGGACGAAACCCGGUCGUCCAGAACGGCAGUAUUGGUCGGAUCUGUCCACAAGCCAACCCAACCUGGCUCACACUGGGUUUCGCCAACUUACCCAACGUCGUGGCUGGCAACGCGUCAGACUUCAACGUUUCCCUUGCAGAACAACAGCUUCAGGCCACUCCUCCCGGCGCAGUUCCAUUUGACAGCUUCCGCAAUGGCAAAUUGCCGCCGCAGGAUCCACGGACGACCGAAGACUGUCUCUUCUUGGACGUCGUGGUUUCCAAAUCUAUUUUCGACAAGGUCAACAACGGCACGCUGAAGCCGGGACAACAGCGUGGGGCCCCUGUCAUGGCGUGGAUCUACGGUGGCGGCUAUACGAUCGGUGAGAAGUCAUCGGGGAACGACGUCCACGGCAUGAUGAAGACGGCGAGUCAGAUGGACGGCCUGGUCUUUGUAGCCAUGAACUAUCGGCUCGGGGCCUUGGGGUUUUUGUCCGGACCGACCCUGCAAGCCGCUGGUGGUGUGUCCAAUGCUGGCCUCCUCGAUCAACGUCUCGCGCUGGAAUGGAUCCAGAAGUACAUUCACCUCUUUGGAGGCGACCCGGACCGUGUGACCAUUACUGGAGAAUCUGCUGGAGGUGGUUCGAUCGAGUUCCAAAUCACUGCGUACGGUGGACUCAAACCGGCGCCGUUCCAACGCGCUAUGCCGCAGUCCCCGGGCUUCAUACCUUCAACGUCAACAUUCCUUCAAGAGAACACCACACAGACGUUUCUGAAGAUGAUCAACGCGAGCUCCAUCGCCGAGGCGCGAAAAGUGCCCUCGGACGUGCUGAUCAAGGCCAACGCGAUGCAGAUCGCCACGUCGAACUGGGGUACGUUCACAUACGGGCCCGUGGUGGACGGGACCUUCGCGCCGGCGCUGCCGGGACUGCUGCUGAACGCGGGCUCGUCGGCGCCGAACAUCAGCGUGUUCAACUCGCACUGCGGCAACGAGGGCGCGCUGUUCACGCCCCCGUACCUCAAGACCGAGGAGGACGUCGACGCCUGGUUUCAGAUUAGCUACCCCGAGGCAGUCGACGAGGUGCGCGAGUACGUGCUGACCACGCUGUACCCGCCCGUGUACGAUGACGCAACCAACGAGGCACACCCGUACACGUCGCUGCUGGAGCGCGUGUACCUCAUGAUCAGCGAGUCGGCCUUUCUCUGCAACAUUGACUACACGAACCGGGCGUACGGGCAGAGCACCAGCAACAGCAGUAGUAAGAGCUACACGUACGCGUUUGAAAUCGGCCCGUCCUUCCACGGCUGCGACGCCGGCUACAACUUCUACACGGGCCAACCGACCAACGCCACCACGGGCAUGUUCGCUACCUACGCCCAGCAACUGCAGGACUACCAGCUGCGGUUCAUCACGACGGGCGACCCCAACGGGCCAGGCCUCCCUGUCUGGCCUGCCGAGCGGGCUGGGAAAGCCAGUGCGAACCUCCUCACCCCCAAGGGGUGGAGCACCGUACCAGACCCGACCAGGAACCACAGGUGUGCGUGGUGGCAGAAGGGGUUGGCGAGUUGA